Messenger RNA from Porites lobata, 6547 nucleotides. The record is from the annotation of a GenBank genome assembly. NCBI's taxonomy places the organism in Eukaryota, Metazoa, Cnidaria, Anthozoa, Scleractinia, Poritidae.
UGAGCCUCGUGCAACGUGCAAGUUCGAAUUUACAGUUUUUAUGUUUGGUCUUCUAAAUCAUCUUCGCCCACUAUUUAACUCCAGUAAGUCCAUCCUAUCAAGGUUUAAGCACAGCAUGCGUUUAGUUCAGUUCUUUGAAGAUGAAAGACAGAGAGUUGGGGUUGAGAUCCAAACUGGCGGAGAUAUAAUGGAUAUCAGUGCUGGGGAUCCUUCCAUUCCUAGUGAUAUGAAAUCAUUUUUGGAAGGAGGUGAAGGAAUGAUGUUGAAAGCUAAGAGGUUUGCAUUGCAUUUUUGUUACCGUUCCCACAAUCUCUUUUCGAUAUUUUAAUAGUGCUUGCUAUUUAGGGGCAGCUACAUAAAAAAAUAUAUAUAUGUGAAGGGUCAAAUAGUCCUUUUAGCUUGGAUGUUUUGUUUUCCCAUUUCAGACAGAUUUUGGGUCCUGCAUGUAAGCAUAUUGGUAAUGGUAAUAGGACUGAGUGGAAUACAAUUCGGUUUGUAAUCAUACGAGUGAUUAACAGCGGGAGUGCGAUUUGUUUUAUAAUCACUCGUAUGAUUACAGACCGAAUUGAACUCCACUCAGCUCAGUCCUGUUACCAAUUAAUCAUAACUAUACCACAAUUAAUUUGUAAUAUUUAGGCUUUUUUAAACUUAGUCAUAGUCUUCUGUGUAGUCUGAAUUUCGAAACCGGUUGUUUUGCAUUGAGGAGGCCAUGCCCCUUUCAGUAUUUUACAAUAUUAUUGCGAUGGUUCACGUCGUUGCAGCAGUUUCAACACCAUCUUCAUUUCAUUUGUGGCCAUUUUAAAAUUUUGCCUGUCAAAGUGUUACCCUAAGUUGGGUUUGUUAUACAGUGAAACCUGUAUUAAGCAGACACCGUAUUAAGCGGACACCCUCUAUUAAGCGGACAGUAGCUGAAGUCCCCAAAUUUAUUUCCCUUAUUUUCUGUAAAUGAAACCUUUAUUAAGCGGACGUGGACACCUAAAAAGUAUCUGAAAUGGUCAUUUCUAUUGUUGCCAACCUGUAUUAAACGGACACUUGUAACUGAAUUCCACCAUCCAACAUGCCAGACACUGGAAAUGUGAAAGAUUGCCUCGAAUUGCCACCCCAAAAAUUUUUCGAUUUUUACAUUAAAAAACAUGCCUUGACGAACUUAUUUGAUCAUUUUCUCAGUACAGUACUGUUUCCUAUUUCAUUUUGUUUGUAUAGAGCUUGUUUCACUUAUCUGAUUUCUUCAAUUUUGAGUUGCAAUCUACGUUUAUGGUACUGUGAUCAAAUUGGUCCACUUUGAUGAAGAAAUUAGUGCAAACGUAUAGCGUCAUAGUCUCUGGGACUAUUCUAAACGUUUCCACUGUUCAUUUCAAUGGCAUUUGACACCUCGUGUGACGUUAUCUAUCGAAACCUGUAUUAGGCGGACACCCUGCAUUAAGCGGACACUACAGCAUUCCCCAAGGGUGUCCGCUUAAUACAGGUUUCACUGUAUUCUUUGUCUUUUCUUCUUUUUAUUCCAAGUUUGUUCUAAGCAUGUUACACGAAUGAUUUCAGUGUUGUUGAUCAUGGUCAGCAUAUUCUCAAGAGAACAGAAGUAAAGCUGAAGGCUCCAAUUCACAACCCUGGAAAAAUUAUUUGCAUUGGAAUGAACUACGUGGACCACUGCCUUGAACAGAAUGUUCCAACACCCACAGAACCCAUUCUUUUCAGCAAGUUUAAUAAUGCAAUUACUGAUCCAGGAGCACCGAUCAUUUAUCCCGAUGAAACAGAGGUUUGCAUAACACUUUGGUUUAGUUCCUUUUUGAUAUUGAAAUGAAAGAUUUGCCCCGGUGAGUUCUUUAUUUCAAAAAUUUAACACACAAGAUGCAUACCAAUUUAUUUGGCCAUAUUUUGUUUAAUUUCAAGAAUGUUACUUUGAUUUCUUUCUCACAGGAAUUAGACUUUGAAGUAGAACUUGCUUUUGUAAUUGGGAAACCAGGAAAGAAUAUUAAGGUAUUUUGUUCAAGGCAAUUAUAGUUGAUUUACUUGUGGUUUUUAUCAUGUAGAGUCGUGUAUGAUGGGAGCUUAAGAUACGUGUAUACUAUUAAUUUUUUGCUUCCUUGUCAGCAUAUUCUAAUAAGGGUACAUUUCUUCAGGAAAAGUGGAAACAAAAUAAUGGCCUAGUUCAGUUAUUCAAGACUAUAUUUAGGCACUGAAACUGUUUUCUGUCAUCUGUUGCAAAGGAAAAGUUGGGCCAACUUUUUCAAUUUUUAAUGCUAUGCCUGCAAAAAUCAACAAAUUAUGGUUAGUGCUCCAUGAUAAAAUGUUUUUGAUAUCUACUUCAUUAAACUAUACAGGUGGAGCAUUUUGUGUAUGGGUAAUUAACUUAUAUAGGCACUAAUACUAGUAAUAACUGAAGGUUACGGAGUGCAGGUGACAAUGAAAGGUCAAAAUGCUUUUGCUCCAGUGCUGUGCUUUGUGUAAGUUUCACAUGACAGAUGGUCAAAACACAUGUGAUUAGAUAUGAAAGUACAUUCUGUGAAUUCCAUACAUUCUUAGUGGAAGUCCAAACGAAUGCUGGCUAUGCGACACUUGCGUAAUAACAACCUGGAGAUUAGGAUUGCGGGCUCCUCUUGUCGCCUGCCAUAAAUAAUGACUUCAGCUCAGAACUGACCUAAAACAGCAAUAUCAUCAUGACAUGUAGCUGCUUUAAGAGAUCAGAGGUGAUUGUUGUUUACCCAUAAGUUAAAAAUUAACUCCUUUAUUCUGUUUCUAAAACCUUGAUUAUAUUUCUCAGAAAAGUGAAGCCAUGGACCAUGUGGCUGGGUACACUGUGGCACAUGAUGUUAGUGCUCGGGAUUGGCAGCUGAAGAAAAAUGGUGGACAGUGGUUGUUAGGAAAAACGUUUGACUCAUUUUGUCCACUUGGUCCAGCCAUAGUCACCAAAGACUCGCUGUCAGGUAAUGAGUGUGACAAGAAGAUGAGAAAAGAAGAUGGUUAGAGCUGUGAAAGGAAAGAAAGAUAGUAAUUUUAUAACAAACUAAGCAGCAGGUUGGACAUGAAGACAGCAAUGAUUUAUUAAGAAUUUAGUUUUCUUGUUCUGGAUGCAGCUGGGAACUGAAGUGCAGUGGGUAAUCCCACUUUAUUGUCACAGUUUGGAUUCACCAGGUUUGGGCCAAACUAGACUACAAAACAGUUUGUUUACAGUCUCUUUGACCUACUACGUUAUAUGAGGGGGACAUUGGGGGGUACCCAAUACCGUGAUACCGUAAGAAUGCCAAACACUGAAUGCAGAACACCAAAUGACUCUAAAGGUUAGUGAUUAGGGUUAGGAAGCUGAGUGAAUCAAGUUUUAGGUCAGUUUCCCAUUUUAAUGUCCCUAAAAUUAAUGGAACUUGAUUCACUCAGUUUCCUAACCUUAAUCACUAAAGUUCAGAGUCAUUGGGUGUUCUGCUUUGGGCGUUAAGAGAAUGCAGAAUGCCAAAUGAUUCUGAAAUUUAGUGAUUAGGGUUAGGAAACUGUGUGAAUCAAGUUUCAGGUCAGUUUUUCUCAGUAUAAUGUUCCUAAAUGGAACCUGAUUCACUCAGUUUCCUUAGAAACCCUAAUCACUAAACUCAGAGUCAUUUGGCAUUCUGCAUUCAGCGUCCUUUAAAAUACCCCUACCACUAAUGCAAAGGUAAACCAGAAAUAAUGCAGCCCCAAAAGAAUUAACUUUUUACCGGUACUUUAGGUUAUCUCCAUUAUAUAAUAGUGUACGUAUAAUUUUAUAAUAAAUUAAGACUUCAAAGUUAAUUACCGGUACUAACAAUGUAUCAUGAUGUGGUGUUUGUCUUGACAGUGCAUUUUUAUUUUUCAGAUCCUCACAAACUGGGAAUUCGUUGUCGUGUUAAUGGAAAAGUCAUGCAAGACUCGAACACUGAGAAUUUAGCAUUUAAAACAGAGGAAUUAGUUUCUUAUAUAUCAAGGUGAGAGUUCAUCAAGCCUUAUCACAGGAAAUUUUUAUUGGUCUACACAGGUUGUGAAGACAGACAAGGUUUUCAUUUGCUUUCAUACGCGAAAAUGAGGGUGGUUAAAAAUUGCUCUUGUUUGUUUAGAAGUGCUGAAAAUCUAUGACCAAUACCCACAAAACUUAAUAGUGGAGCUCCAUGCCGGCAAAGCGCGCGAGUGGAGCCCCAUAGUUAAGAAAAUUUGGUAAUCUAUCCAUCUGAGAAAAUGUUAUGACAUCAGCAUAUGACCAAACGCUGACCAUACAGACUCUAGGGGAGGGGGAGGGGAGUAAGGAGUCAGCCUGUCGGGGGAGGAGUAUGUUAUAGCUGAGGUGAAUUUCAAGCACCCCACUCAUUUUGGCAGUAAAUCACAUGGUCAUGCGGACUUUUUAGAAAAAAAAAACGAGUCUUUCAUUCCACUAAAUUUUAAUGUCUACAUUAACUUGGAUAACAGGGAAAGAGGUAGAGUGAGAAAUAAAUAAUGGAGACCAAUUAUCUUCGUUGGAAGAAAAACAUGAAAAUUACAUAGCAGCGGUACGAGUGUACUGCACAUGCAAAGUUUUUUGUAUACCAUUCUCGUUGUUUUCAACUUGUCUACAGUAUUACUCAAUUUUAUAUUUUCUUUGAGGAAACUAUCAAUAUUAAAGAGAGCUCUUUUAGCCGUGCAUGUGGCUAAAUCUAUAUAUUUAACUUGUCCUCAAAUUUACUACCAAGAGUUUGUUGUGAAAUGAUGAUUGUUCAUCAUGCACUUAAAUGUUGAAAACCUUAACCAUCUUAAAUGGUGUUUAUCAAAAUUUAUUGGCACUUAAUACCUCAUUAAAAUUAAAAACUGAUGACUAAGCUGUGAUAUUGUGUCAGUAGAAAUGUUGUGGAGUAAAUUCUGGAAAUCAGGUUUAUUUUAGCAUCUUGUGGUGAUUUGGGUAUUAAAUUAUUAAUGUCACCCCCUUUCGCCCUCCUGUCCCUGUCCCCAUGUGAAUGCUCUGUGCCUCCCUUUGAAAAUAUAGUGAAACCCCGCCUUCUGGCCACCUUGGUAAUACGGUCACCUCGUUAUUACGGCCGCUUUUUUUGGCCACCUGGUAAAAAACUGUCAUACAUUUUCUUGUAAAAAACCCUUGUUAAUACGGCAAAAUGUUUUUGGCCCAUUGGUGACCGUAUUAACGGAGUUCAGCUGUAACUGUAAACCGUGAUGGAGUACCAGCAUGUUCUGUUGAUCCUGCAGGUUUGUUACCUUGUCACCAGGUGAUGUAGUUAUUACAGGAACUCCACCAGGGGUUGGAGUUUUUAGAAAGCCCCCUGUCUUUCUCAAGGUAUGUAUUCUUUCUCCUGUAUCUUUUUUCGUGACAGGAAAGUUGUGGCUUGCUUUUUAACAGCCGUCAUACAUACAGCUAUGAAGAACAGGAGUCAGAUUGUUCAAAUAAAAAUAGGAUUAUAACUUAACAUGUUAAACAAAGACUAGGGAAUUUCUCUCUUUUGAUAAGUUGGUGGUGAUGACAUUCACCCCUGCAAAAUCAACCUGUGUCCCAAAAUCUGUUCAAUCUAACACAGUUUUACUUCAAUCUGAAUCUGAAGUGCACUCUACCAAGUCAAACACACUAAUAACAAUAAUAUUUUGUUUGUUUCUUUGCUUUCAGAGGGGUGACGAAGUUGAAUGUGAAAUUGAUGAAAUAGGCUGCAUUUCAAACACAGUCCAGUAAAAGGGCUAUUAGUAUAUAAUUAUUAUAAUUAUAUUAAUAACAGUUCUGUUAAUCUUCAUGGAUUGUCGCAGAGAGUAUGUAAUCCAGACCCCUUUUGAAACAUCAGAUAACUAACUCAUUACCGUAGGCAUUUUGCAGUUCAGUAAUUUUUUGGGAAAAUCAAGAAACAAACUGUGAAUUAAGACACAAGACUCUUCAAAUCCUCUGCAUUCAGAAAGAGUUUGCAUUAAAAUCACUCUCAUAAGUACGUAAAUAAGACCCUUCAUCAAUACAGUCCAAUCUAUUUGGACAGUGAAACCUGCAUUAAGGAGGCAACUUCACUAUAAAGCAGACUAUAGCACCUGACUCAAAAAGCUCCAAAUGUUUGUUCCCAUAUUUUCUGCAUUGAACAGUACUAGUAAAACUCCCAUGGGUGUCUGCUGAAAUUAUGUUGGUUUUACUACAUCCAUAGUUCUUGUUUUGUUGUGUUCCAGUAUAGAGUUAGAGUUUUGCGUGAAGUGAAUUAAAGCAUGUUUUAUCAUCACCUUGUUUCAAAACGUUUCUGGAUAAUCACAGGCCAAUCCAUUCUUGUAUGUAACAGUAAAUUAAAAAGGCCUAUGCAAUCUGGUAUGAUCGGUUAUGACCAGGAUGUAAUGCUAAUGCACCCUUGUAUAUCUUAGUUUAGCUACUUACUGCAAUGUUAUGAAUGUAGUAAUUCAACUUUUCUUGUUUUAGAAGCUAUAGUUGCCAAUAAUCAAUGUGUUCUUGUCGUAGCUUUUAUUCUGUUUUGGAAUUAAAGACUGAGGUUAAUAUGCUUGUGUAAAUGUAACCAGUUGAAAAAAUCUGACAAGUCUCUAAUUACCACCACAUAAUCUGAUAUGGGUAACAAAAUAAAUAAGUGAAUGUAGUAAAUUAUGAUAACAC